Capsella rubella is the source of this 1078-nucleotide messenger RNA. Its product is annotated as origin of replication complex subunit 6. Gene Ontology annotation, cellular component: nuclear origin of replication recognition complex. The coding region runs from base 104 to 937 and encodes 277 amino acids. Gene Ontology annotation, molecular function: DNA binding. The record is from RefSeq and is a predicted model, not a curated record. The transcript has 10 exons. Gene Ontology annotation, biological process: DNA replication initiation; DNA replication. NCBI's taxonomy places the organism in Eukaryota, Viridiplantae, Streptophyta, Magnoliopsida, Brassicales, Brassicaceae.
UUUGCCUAAUCGGUAGUUCCAUUGACAUUUCUCGAAAAUAUCUCUCUCUCACUGACACUGUGUCUUUGAUUCUACAAUCGCCGGGAAUUUUCUGAAAGAGGAUAUGGAUAUCUCCGGCAUAGCUAAGAAACUGGGCCUCGAUAACAACAAGCUUUUAAUCCGAAAAGCUGCGGAGAUCCGCCGUCUUUGUGAUGCCCAGUUCGAUUCAUCCAUCAUCGGCGUUGGUGAGAUCUGUAAAGCUGUGAUAUGUAUGGAGAUCGCCGCCUCUAGAUUGCAGAUUAUUUUCGAUAGACAAGCAGCGAUUAAGUUGAGUGGUAUGUCUGAAAAGGCUUACUCUAGAUCAUUCAAUAGCCUUCAGAACGUUAUUGGGGUCAAGAUUAAGCUCAAUGUAAGAGAAUUGGCUGUUCAGUUUGGUUGCGUUAGGAUUAUCAAAUCUGUGCAAAAUUUGCUUUCUUCGUACAAGGAGCGGUUUCUAGCAUCACUACCAGCAUCGAGACGGGCUAAUGCUGACUUUACUAGACCUGUAUUUACAGCAGCUGCUUUCUUUUUAUGUGCUAAAAAGCAGAAGCUUAAGGUAGAUAAGCUUAGGUUGAUUGAGGUUUGUGGAACAUCAGAGUCAGAAUUCUCUUGCGUCUCAACCUCCAUGACGGACCUUUGCUUUGAUUGCGUUGGGAUUUCAAAGGAAAAGAAAGAUGCAAAGGAAGUGAAAGGAAACCGAGACUUGCUUGAUGUGUUACCUGGAAAGAGGAGACUAGAGGAUGGUGGAUAUUCAUCUGAUGAAGAGUCUUCAUGUUACAAAAUACAAAAGAAGAUGGAAGAGGCUAAGUAUGAGGACUGGAAAUCUACAGUCGUCAAUUCGAUCAAACAGAAUCCAGAGAAAGGAACUAAGAGAGUUAUACAGGCCAGUCUCAAUUUCCCAAAGAAGAUAGAGACAUAAGAGUUGCGAGUUGAUUCAUAAUCUUGCACAUCUAGUCCCAGAUCCAUUUUAAUUUGUUGUUGUGUUCAUCACAUGAAGUAUGUAUCACAUGAAGUAUGUGUAAAAUAACAAUCCUUGAAAAGAAAUGUUUUCCCUCAAACA